UCCCUCUCCCCCAAUGGCAACAAGUCUGCGGAGACUUCAACACCAACACCACCACCUCUCUCUUCCCUUCUCUCUCUCUCAUUAGACUCCCCACUCCUCUCUCUCUCUCUCUCUCGCCCUCACCGUGCUUUUCUGUCCAGAGGCUUCAGCUCGUCUGGGUUUUUUUUUGUCGGAUUCGUGUUGUGUCAUGCCGGGCGCUGUCUGAUUCAAUAAACCCCAUCUGCCCCCCUACGUCAAUCCUCACUCUAUCCAGCAAGCCCGGAAAUGGCUGCUCUCUCUCCGAAAUCAAACCUCCUCCUCCUGACCUCUAAUGAUCGCGGCCAUGGGCUCCACUUCCUCUCCCCUUCAAACCAACUGUUGAUGUUCGUCUCAGCCAAAUCCAUCCCGGGACGACGCGAUCCCGGUCAGGCUCUCCGGUCCUCGGGCCGUGGCCUUCGAGUCUAUUGCCAGUCCAAGACAGAGGAAAAGUUGUUCAGGCGAUGCUCACCGUACCUAGAAAGUGCGUUACUGCCUGGUAGUGGUGCCUCUUUGCCCUCUGAUGAGUGGAAAGCAGUUCCCGACAUUUGGAGAUCAUCUGCAGAGAAGUACGGUGAUCGAAUAGCACUUGUUGAUCCCUAUCACGACCCUCCUUCUAAUAUGACAUACAAACAGUUGGAGCAGGAAAUCUUGAACUUUUCUGAAGGUCUACGAGUCGUUGGAGUUAAGCCGGAGGAAAAACUUGCUCUAUUUGCUGACAAUUCAUGUCGGUGGCUUGUUUCAGACCAAGGUAUCAUGGCCACGGGAGCUAUAAAUGUGGUUAGGGGUUCGAGGUCAUCCGUUGAAGAGCUACUGCAAAUUUACCAGCACUCGGAAAGUGUUGCUCUUGUUGUUGAUAAUCCAGAGUUAUUCAAUCGGAUGGCCGAGGUUUUCUUUGCUAAAGCAUCUAUAAGAUUUGUCAUUCUACUUUGGGGUGAUAAGUCAGCCCUUGCCCUUGAAGGAAUCGAUGAGGUUCCCUUUUUUAGCUACAAUGAGAUUAUAAAGUUGGGACAAGAGAGUCGUAAUGCUCUUCUGAUUUCUCGUGAUGAUGGAAAAAAGUACGACUAUGAAGUCAUUGGCUCCGAUGAUACUGCAACACUUGUGUAUACAAGUGGGACAACUGGCAAUCCGAAGGGUGUUAUGCUAACACAUCGUAAUUUGUUACACCAGAUACAUAACUUGUGGGAAGUUGUACCAGCGGUACCUGGGGAUAGAUUUCUGAGCAUGCUUCCACCUUGGCACGCCUAUGAACGUGCUGCCGAGUAUUUCAUCUUCACUCAGGGGGUUGAGCAAGUAUACACGACAGUUAGAAACUUGAAGGAGGAUUUGCAACAAUAUCAACCGCAUUACCUUAUUUCUGUUCCUUUAGUAUAUGAGACUCUCUACAGUGGGAUUAACAAGCAGUUGUCUUCUGGCUCUGCUGCUCGGAAGCUUAUAGCAUUGACCUUCAUAAAGAUUAGCAUGGCUUUCAUGGAUUAUAAGAGGAUAUAUGAGGGCAAGUAUCUGACUAAGGACCCAAAGCAGCCGUCAUACAUUGUUGCAUUAUUGGACUAUUUAUGGGCAAGAAUCCUUGCUGCCCUCUUAUGGCCACUCCAUGUCUUAGCGAACAAGAUUGUUUAUUCGAAAAUUCGCGCAGCCAUUGGAAUAUCAAAGGCUGGUAUUAGUGGAGGUGGGAGUUUGCCCAUGUAUGUCGAUAAGUUCUUUGAGACUAUUGGUGUGACAGUGCAAAAUGGAUAUGGUUUGACAGAAUGUUCUCCUGUUACAGCUGCCCGAAGAAUUGACUGCAAUGUGCUUGGAUCAAUUGGGCACCCUAUUAAGCACACGGAAUUUAAAAUUGUGGAUCCUGAAACCAAUGAAACCCUUCCACUGGGAUCGAAGGGCAUCGUGAAAGUGAGGGGGCCACAAGUGAUGAAGGGUUACUACAAGAAUCGAAAAGCUACAGAAAAGGUCUUAAAUGAGAGCGGUUGGCUCGACACAGGCGAUCUCGGAUGGAUAGCUCCUCACCAUUCAAGAGGGCGAAGUCGUAAAUCUGGAGGUGUAAUUGUUCUUGAGGGUCGUGCCAAGGACACAAUAGUUCUUUCCACUGGUAUUCUAUUCUCUCUUCUUUCUAGUAAUGCUGAAGAGUUGAAAAGCUGGGGGUGGGGAUGUGAAAAUGUGGAACCGGCAGAUCUUGAAGAAGCUGCAAUGAGGAGUCCCCUAAUUCAGCAGAUAGUUGUUAUUGGACAGGAUCAACGGCGGUUGGGGGCAAUAUUAGUGCCAAACAAGGAAGAGGUCCUUUUGGCUGCCAAACAUUCCGGUAUUGUUGAUGCAAGUGCCUCUGAAGUUAGCGAGGACAGAAUGAUGGGUCUCUUGCAUGAUGAAUUGAGGACCUGGACAUCGGAGUGUUCCUUCCAGAUUGGACCAAUCCUGCUGGUGGAUGAACCUUUCACGAUUGACAGUGGUUUGAUGACUCCGACCAUGAAAAUCAGAAGGGACCAGGUUGUGGUCCAGUAUGAGCAGGAGAUAGCGAAACUAUACAGUUAGAAAGCUCCCAUACAUGCAUUUAUAUUUACAUACGUAUAUGUAUGUUAAUAUGUAUUGAACAGAAAUAAUGACAUGAGGCAGCAGCAUCCCACCUUCAUGCCUAGAAUAGUCAUAUCUCUGCCAAUGCAGAUGAGAAUUGUAAGUAAAUGUAUAUCAGCGAUCUUGGUAUAAGCAAAUAAAUAAUAUAGCUUUCUUUUAUUUA
Molecule: messenger RNA, 2740 nt
Organism: Punica granatum (pomegranate)
Lineage: Eukaryota; Viridiplantae; Streptophyta; Magnoliopsida; Myrtales; Lythraceae
Source: RefSeq, a predicted model, not a curated record